Molecule: messenger RNA, 1263 nt
Organism: Morone saxatilis (striped sea-bass)
Lineage: Eukaryota; Metazoa; Chordata; Actinopteri; Moronidae
Gene: them4
Product: thioesterase superfamily member 4
Exons: 5
Coding region: 258-770 (170 amino acids)
Source: RefSeq, a predicted model, not a curated record
UUGGCUGAUGACACAUGAAAGUCACCGGUAGAAAACCAGCAGGGCGUGUUUACAUUUUAUAAGACAGCUAAACGUGACACAUGUUUCACCCGUUUACGGUGUAUCAUAAAGCAGCUCAGGGUUCAGAACAACGACAGUAUUGUUACGGCGCUAGCUUACGUCAGCCAGCAGCACCAUUUCACUUGUCACCAGUGUGUUUAAAGCUACCUCAAAACACCAGUUUUCCCACAGUCCUCGUCCUCUGAAGCAGUGUACAGAUGGCAAGAAGUCUCGGUCGAAUAUGCAAUGGCUUGCAACGCCUCGGCUCGGUCUCACCCAUACAGACUCAACUCCGCUACCCCUCUGCCAGCGUCUACCAGCCGGUCAGACGACGCUCUGUGCUGUUCAGGCCAAAUGCCAAAUUAGCUCAUAAAAUGGGCAAGUUUUACAUCUUCAAACUUCACAAAACUAUACUUUUAAACUUUGGAUUUGAUGCAUGUGUUUCCAGACAUGUCCACGGGGGGGCAAUAGCCACUAUGAUAGAUACUGUGACAGGGACUCACGCUUCUUUCCUCUCUGGACCGGUUGUGACUGCCAACCUCAACAUCAACUACCGAAGGCCAAUCCCACUGGGUAGCACAGUGUUGAUUGAAUCCUCUCUGGAUAAAAAAGAAGGCAGAAAAUUAUUUUUUUCAUGCAAAGUGACCAGCACCGAUGGCUCCAAAGUGCACACAGAAACAACAGUACUCUUCGUGUCGAUCAGUGCCAGCCACCUACUACUGGGAGGAUGACACUAAAACGGCCUACCACCUAACCAAACACAGUCAGCAAGCUGAGGCAAACGAGCGUGCGUGUGUGUGACUGUGCGAGUGUGUCAGUGGUUUGGAGUGUUUUUUGAGGAGUAUGUGCUACUUAUUUGCCAGGUCAUUUAAGAGACACAUAUGACAUUGUUGACCUUUUAUCAUAUACUAAUAUUAAUGCAUAUUUUGGGAGUACUGUUUUAUGAAGUACCUUUACUUGACUACCUCUUCUUAGUGUUACUAACACAUCAAAAGUACAUAUCUAAACAUUAUUUAUAAAACUGAAUGUUGAAGGUAUUUAUUUUAAUUGCAGUAUUGAUGGUUUUAUUACACUAGUUGUUUCAGAAGUGAGGUUUUUGCUCAAAAUGUUCUUUGAGUGAAUAUUUUGUUUCCCCUUAUAAUGCCUUACCUGUUGGUGUUGCAUAAAAUAUACAAACCAUGUGUUUCUUUGUUUCCCAAGAAUUAAAUUGUUUGUAACACGGAA